UAUUUUCUUGGUAUCCAAACAAAUCCCAGUUCAUAGUUCGUCGAAAUAAUUUUCCUAAGAAAAUCGUUAGAUUGUUCGGGACCGAAAUGUCUUCUGAUGGUAAGCAGCAGCAGCCUCCUCAGAAACAAGAUUCACAACCAGGAAAAGAACAUGUUAUGAACCCUGUCCCUCAUUUCAGCAGCCCCGAUUACAAGCCUUCGAACAAGCUUCAAGGAAAGGUGGCGUUAGUUACCGGUGGCGAUUCCGGUAUCGGCCGGUCGGUUUGUAUCCUAUUUGCCAAAGAGGGUGCAACCGUGGCCUUCACGUAUGUGAAGGGCCAGGAGGACAAGGACGCAAAGGACACUCUCGAGAUGCUGAAAAAGGAAAAGACGGCAGACGCAAAGGAUCCUAUGGCUGUACCGACUGAUUUGGGGUUCGACGAGAACUGCAAAAAGGUCGUCAAUGACGUCGCGAAAGCGUACGGUCAGAUUGAUAUCCUGAUUAACAACGCUGCGGAGCAGUACGAGACAAGCAGUGUGGAGGAGAUUGAUGAGGAAAGGCUUUUAAGGGUGUUUAGGACCAACAUCUUUUCUUAUUUCUUCAUGACCAGGCAUGCUUUGAAGCACAUGAAGGAAGGCAGCUCGAUAAUAAACACGACAUCGGUGAAUGCAUACAAAGGGAAUGCUUCGCUACUUGAUUACACAGCAACCAAGGGAGCCAUUGUGGCAUUCAUUAGGGGCCUUGCACUUCAGCUAGUGAACAGAGGCAUCCGUGUGAAUGGUGUCGCACCGGGGCCGAUAUGGACUCCACUGAUACCGGCAUCGUUUAACGAAGAGAAGACAACCCAGUUUGGAAGUGAAGUGCCGAUGAAGAGAGCUGGUCAUCCUAUUGAAGUAGCACCGUGCUAUGUGUUUCUUGCCUGUAAUGUCUGCUCCUCCUACAUAACCGGUCAAGUCCUUCAUCCCAACGGCGGCACCGUCGUGAAUGCUUGAUAUGGCUGCCGUAUAGCUUUAAACGCAGCUCUCUGGUUUAGUGAA
Molecule: messenger RNA, 1016 nt
Organism: Hibiscus syriacus
Lineage: Eukaryota; Viridiplantae; Streptophyta; Magnoliopsida; Malvales; Malvaceae
Product: NADPH-dependent aldehyde reductase 1, chloroplastic-like
Exons: 3
Coding region: 87-971 (294 amino acids)
Molecular function (GO): oxidoreductase activity
Source: RefSeq, a predicted model, not a curated record